AUGAGGAGUACUGGGGGGGGGGUAAGAGGGGGCGAGGUUAAGCAGGGAGGAGGGGGCGAGGUUGAGCAGGGAGGAGGGGGCGAGGUUGAGCAGGGAGGAGGGGGCGAGGUUGAGCAGGGAGGAGGGGGCGAGGUUGAGCAGGGAGGAGGGGGCGAGGUUGAGCAGGGAGGAGGGGGCGAGGUUGAGCAGGGAGGAGGGGGCGAGGUGAGCAGGGAGGAGGGGGCGAGGUUGAGCAGGGAGGAGGGGGCGAGGUUGAGCAGGGAGGAGGGGGCGAGGUUGAGCAGGGAGGAGGGGGCGAGGUUGAGCAGGGAGGAGGGGGCGAGGUUGAGCAGGGAGGAGGGGGCGAGGUUGGGCAGGGAGGGGGAGCAGGGAGGAGGGGGCGAGGUUGAGCAGGGAGGAGGGGGCGAGGUUGAGCAGGGAGGAGGGGGCGAGGUUGAGCAGGGAGGAGGGGGCGAGGUUGAGCAGGGAGGAGGGGGCGAGGUUGAGCAGGGAGGAGGGGGCGAGGUUGAGCAGGGAGGAGGGGGCGAGGUUGAGCAGGGAGGAGGGGGCGAGGUUGAGCAGGGAGGAGGGGGCGAGGUUGAGCAGGGAGGAGGGGGCGAGGUUGAGCGAGGAGGAGGGGGCGAGGUUGAGCGAGGAAGAGGGGGCGAGGUUGAGCAAGGAGGAGGGGGCGAGGUUGAGCAAGGAGGAGGGGGCGAGGUUGAGCGAGGAGGAGGGGGCGAGGAGGAGGGGGCGAGGAGGAGGGGGGGCGAGGUUGAGCAAGGAGGAGGGGGCGAGGUUGAGCAAGGAGGAGGGGGCGAGGUUGAGCAAGGAGGAGGGGGGCGAGGUUGA
Procambarus clarkii (red swamp crayfish) is the source of this 828-nucleotide messenger RNA. Lineage: Eukaryota; Metazoa; Arthropoda; Malacostraca; Decapoda; Cambaridae. The record is from RefSeq and is a predicted model, not a curated record.